This is a messenger RNA of Lindgomyces ingoldianus, 679 nucleotides long. Its product is annotated as 40S ribosomal protein-like protein S14. NCBI's taxonomy places the organism in Eukaryota, Fungi, Ascomycota, Dothideomycetes, Pleosporales, Lindgomycetaceae. The transcript is spliced from 4 exons. Gene Ontology annotation, molecular function: mRNA 5'-UTR binding; structural constituent of ribosome; small ribosomal subunit rRNA binding. Gene Ontology annotation, biological process: translation; ribosomal small subunit assembly; maturation of SSU-rRNA from tricistronic rRNA transcript (SSU-rRNA, 5.8S rRNA, LSU-rRNA). Bases 52 to 507 code for a protein of 151 amino acids. The record is from RefSeq and is a predicted model, not a curated record. Gene Ontology annotation, cellular component: cytosolic small ribosomal subunit; ribosome.
CGACCCUUUGUCAAACGCCAAAUCGACCGUCGCGAUAAAUUCCUAGCCAAAAUGCCACCAAAGAAGAAGGUCGAUAGGGCCGCCACAGAGAAUGUCCAGCUUGGACCUCAGGUCCGCGAGGGCGAGCUUGUCUUCGGCGUCGCUAGAAUCUUCGCUUCCUUCAAUGACACCUUCGUUCACAUCACCGAUCUGUCCGGCCGCGAAACCAUCUCCCGCGUCACUGGUGGAAUGAAAGUCAAGGCUGAUCGUGACGAGUCUUCUCCAUACGCUGCCAUGUUGGCUGCCCAGGAUGUCGCCGCCCGCUGCAAGGAAGUCGGGAUAUCUGCUCUGCACAUCAAGAUCCGUGCUACUGGCGGUAACCGCACCAAGACCCCAGGCCCUGGCGCUCAGUCUGCUCUCCGUGCUCUUGCUCGUGCUGGAAUGCGCAUUGGGCGUAUCGAGGAUGUCACACCUACCCCAUCCGACUCGACGAGGAAGAAGGGUGGUCGCCGUGGUCGUCGUCUCUGAGCAUUUGUGGAUGUCUGGUUGGUGUGUGGACUAGGCAUGGGAUGGGGUACGGUCUUUAUGGCUAAAUCCUAUCUCACGAUUACGCGGGGAACGGCUUUAUGCCUGGUCUCCAUGGUCAAAUAUGACCCUUGACAUAGUCGAGGUAGUUCAAUAAAAUGGGUUGCACAAAUAC